Laccaria bicolor S238N-H82 is the source of this 966-nucleotide messenger RNA. RefSeq lists its product as uncharacterized. NCBI's taxonomy places the organism in Eukaryota, Fungi, Basidiomycota, Agaricomycetes, Agaricales, Hydnangiaceae. The transcript has 2 exons. The record is from RefSeq and is a predicted model, not a curated record. The coding region runs from base 1 to 966 and encodes 321 amino acids.
AUGGCGAGCAACUUGAAUGUGGGCCAAUCUACGCGAUCAGGAUACCAUUUAGGACCCUCUGUAUCGCUGGAUUGCGGAGCUACCUUUGCCUUGGGCGAGUGUAUUCUCGUCAGGAUUCCCGAUCCGAUUCAGGUAGAAGGGUAUGUUGAAAACGACGUUGGAACAAAUCUCACACCCAUUUCCACUGGAUCAGGCCCUCAGCACUUUGCAUUCAUCUGCAAUUUUCACCUCCAACUGGAUGAGUCGCUUGUGCUUGAUGUAUACCCCGUCCUUCCCUUUUCCAAUACUAGCGGAGGUCUUGCCACCGACAAUAGAAUGAAUUAUGCCACUGCUACAGCAGCACUCCUGCCUCUGUCAUCCCGACACCCCACACCUGAUACUUUUGGAAAACCACUUGAUUUCGGAAACUGGUCAGCCACAAGCGAUUCAUUCCUCCAUGUCUUUCCUACGCGGUUCACUAUGCCUACGAAGAGAUCAUUCAAACGAAUGGAUCCUCCCCUCUUAAUGCCUUACUCAGUGUUGAGACGCAUCGGGCAUUACCGAGAAUACUUGCUCUCAACCACAAUCACUCAGAAUAACGAUGGAGAUGAGCCAGGAAAAUCUAACCUACCACACGGACGAACUGGUGACAGAGGAGGACAGGUGGCUUCUGGAGUGACAUCAGUAACAAGCCCCCAAACCAUUAUUAGUGGUGGGGAGGGGGAGAGAGCAACUGGGGUGGGGCUAGAGCAAUUUUCUGACAAGUUAGACUAUGACUCUCUCCCGAGUGCUGAAGAUGUUGAUGAGGAUGCAGAUGAUGGUGAUGCUACCACGCUAGAUGACCUUCUCUUGUUGGUGCAUGACAACCCAACUUUGUGGAUAGGGGAGCUUAAAAGAUACUUGCAAGAAGAGAAGAGGGAGCAAGAACGGGUGCAGGAUGAGCGUAUGGCAAGAUUGGCCUCUUGGCGGGAAGACGUAGCUAUUUAA